Molecule: messenger RNA, 2730 nt
Organism: Fimicolochytrium jonesii
Lineage: Eukaryota; Fungi; Chytridiomycota; Chytridiomycetes; Spizellomycetales; Powellomycetaceae
Product: kinase-like domain-containing protein
Exons: 12
Coding region: 1-2730 (909 amino acids)
Biological process (GO): protein phosphorylation
Cellular component (GO): nucleus
Molecular function (GO): cyclin-dependent protein serine/threonine kinase activity; ATP binding; coenzyme A diphosphatase activity
Source: RefSeq, a predicted model, not a curated record
AUGGAACUGGACGAAGGCGAAAUUGUGGACGAAGGAGAAAGUCUGUUAACCAACGGGUCCGACAGCAAACUAGCAGAAGAGAAGCCUACUACCGAACCACAGCCUGCUGAACCGUCGAACAAUGGCGUUGACGAACCAGAGGAAGGGGAGCUUACAGAAGAAGGAGAGCUUGUUGAAGACGACAUGCCUCGCCGCAGUCGAUCGCCAAGUCUGCGGUUUGGGUCACAAGGGGGACAAACGCCAGGACUUCCCACGCCCGAAGUCCUCGACACCCCUUCUCGGGCAGAGACGGUCGUAGAAGUGGAUAGAGGACCUAGUCUGCAGGAGACAAUCGCUCGGUACAAAGGGCUGGACAGCUAUGACGACUAUGAGCCUAACGAGAAGGUGGGACAAGGCACCUUUGGAGAAGUGGUAGUGGCAAGGCACAAGCGUACGCACGAGAAAGUAGCCUUGAAGCGUAUCAUUGUGCACAAGAAGCACGAAGGGUUGCCCAUAACAUCUGUCCGGGAGAUCAUCAUUCUGAAAGCUCUCCACCACGAGAACAUCAUCAGACUGAACUCGCUUGCGUUCAGUAAAGGAAACGAAGCGGAAUACGAACCAGCUCAGAUCUAUAUGGUGUUCCCAUACAUGGACCAUGAUCUCUACGGUCUCUUGAAGAAUGCCCAAGUGAUGCUGUACCCAGCACAAAUCAAGUCAUUUGCGAAGCAGAUGCUCGAUGGUCUAAACUAUCUGCAUACGAACCGAAUGUUGCAUCGUGAUAUGAAGAGUGCUAACAUUCUCGUCGACGAUAGGGGUCACUUGACGAUUGGAGACUUUGGCCUUGCCCGGCGGCAUGUCACCUACGGAAACUCCGUUACGACAUUGACUCCGACGGUGGUAACACUAUGGUAUCGACCGCCUGAAAUCUUACUGGAAGAGAAGAAGUACAACUCUGCGGUGGACAUGUGGGGGUUUGGGUGCAUCUUCGCAGAGAUGUGGGACCGGCAUCCGUUGUUUCAAGUCGGAACUGAGGCGUUGGCCUUGGACAAGAUCUUCACGGUGUGUGGGACGCCUAACGCGAUAGAUUGGCCGUCGUUUCCUAGCAUUUUGGAGAGACAGAAGUUGGAGCCACGGAAGGAAACGCGGAAAGUUCGAGAGAUGUACCGUCCAGAUCGCUUCGACUUCCAUACCAUCAACUUCCUGGACGCUCUACUGAAAGUGAAUCCCGCAAAGCGGCUGACCGCGAAAGAAGCCCUGGCACACGAAUACUUCCAAGUUGAGCCCCUACCAGCACAGCCAGGAACUAUCGACUUCCCAGGCUGGCCCGAGUCUCACGAAAUGGCUAUUCAGGAACGCCUCAACGGCGAGCGUGAACGGGCACAUCAGAACGCUAGACGGCGAGGGGAGGCAACUCCUAGAUACGAGUCCAACUUACCGCUUCACGGCGACGUGCUUCUCAUACAAGGCGUACCGACACCCCGCCGCCCAUUACCGGUGUCUGAUCGAGUUUGUCACCUCCUCCCGAGCGACGGCACGACCAUCGACACCGCUCCGGCCAUCCGAGUCGUGAGACGAACGGACAUUACUAUCCCCCGCAAGAUCGCUGGCAAAACGGUGGUGGACGAUCGCACGACGACCCUGGAGAACACGAUCGGCAUGAGAGGAAUCACGAUACCCCUGAUAGACGCCGUAACGGCCACCACCACAGAGAGCGAGGGCCAUCAAUCGACCGGGAGCGAUCACUUCAUCGAGAUCGAAGCAGAGGCCCCGACACAGGUCGAGACAGGAGUCGAGACAGGCAUGGCAGGGCCGACAGGGAUGCAGGCAGACCCCCUCAUGAUAGAGGAGAUUCGCGGAGGAACCCUGACAUCCCGCCCCCGCGGAGGUCUCCGGCGCCAUCGCCGGGAGCACCCGCACGGCGUCCUCCGGCGUCUAGACCGCGUAUCUCUUAUGAUUGAGGCGAUUACACUUCGUCGGCCGAACCAACAACCGGCGAACCACCAGCCCCCACAGAUCACAAUCGCCCCAAUGUCCGCUUCCGUAGCAAUAAACAACCUCCGAGCGUACACCCCCCACGCCGACGUCUACGGCCGGGACCGACGGGCAGCCGUCCUCGUAGGCCUGGUUUACGACAGCAACACCAUCUCCAUCACGGACGUGUUGUCCGCGAAGGACGAUGUAGUGCCGAGGGAUUCCCAGCUGGAUGUGUGGUUGACCUUGCGGUCGUCGAAGAUGAGGAGUCAUGCGGGGGAGGUUGCGUUGCCUGGAGGCAGGUACGAAACGGACGACGAGACUCUGAUCAGCACAGCGUUGCGGGAAGCCGAGGAAGAGAUCGGGCUUCAGCAAGAGAGUGUCGAGUCCGUAACCUGCCUCCCCCCCUUCCCCUCCAAAAACCUCCUCCUCGUAACCCCCGUAAUCGGCAUCGUUCCCCGCGGAUUCAUCCCGACCCCGAACCCUGCAGAGGUGUCCGCAUGCUUCACGGCGCCCUUGAAGAUGUUCCUGAGCGAUCGGAACCAUAAGUUUACGGAUGUGGUCAGGUUUGAUGGGGUGUAUCGGUUGCAUGUGUUUGAGUUGACGGUGGGAAGUGUUACGUUUCGGAUAUCAGGAUUGACGGCGGAUAUCUUGAUAUCGGUUGCGGAAAUCGCGUACCAGCAAGCGCCUGAGUUUGAGGCGUUGGCGCCUGGGCAGCCGCCGGUGGGGGAGAUUGUGGCGCAUGUGGUCUCCAAAACGGGCGCCGAGUCAAGACUGUGA